AAGUAGACAAAUGAAGAUUACGCUAUCACAGAAAAUUAUUGAUGAAUUGUUGUGAAUGACCGAAGCUGAAGGAAGUGCGCACUUGGUUGAAUUUUCAUAUCAGCCGAAAGAAAAAUUUUCUUGUAAGAUUCGGAUUUGAAACUUCCAAAUAAUAAGUUUUGAACUCCAAACGUUGAGCCGUCGCCCCUGUAAUUAAAAGAAUGUUUAACUCCUCUUUCCUGAGGCUGAAAUCAUCAUAAUAUGACUAUAAUAAUGCAUGUGCAUUAUCUUAAGGGAAUCUCACCUAGGGCCAUCUUAUCGGGAACCAAUUCCUUGGGCUUAUUAGCUAGCCCAAAGGGAAAAGAGAUACGGUGCUGUUUUCUGUUUUGUUCUUUAGGCUCUGCGGGUGCAACAAGGGAUGGUACUAAACCAACGGAAAGCAGAUCGUGAGGCUUCAUUUUGAUACAAACGGAGCCUCAAUGCGCCGUAACUGGGUCUCCAAUUGCGCCACACACCCCAUUUUGUGAGCAAAGACAGCACGGUGGAGACCAUUCUGAUUUCUAACUGUGCUGCACCUUCAGUGGAGGAUGGGUCCAGUGAAAAAUUGAGUGAGGUCCUUUUGGGUUGAUUCCCCAUUUUUGUUCGAAAAGGCAAGCCAUGCAUUUACAUGGCUCAUUGUCAUUCGAGUACAAGUCUAUAUAACAUCUCUUCCACUCUUCUUUCCUCAUAACUUGAUCUUGAAGAAUAUUCAUUGUCUUUGACAUGGGAGAAGCUGAGCUACUGCAACACUCGAUCCCAGGUUAGCCAGCGUUAUAAGUGUCAUUUCUUCCUUCCUUUUUUUUCCUUUUUGUCUGAGAUAUGACUUCUUAUUCGCUUCUUUAGUUCUACACCUGAACUAGGCUACAGGAAGUGAGUAGUGACUAUAACUUUUGAUUCCCUCUCAGUAAGUACAAAUAGCAAAGAAAUCCAUCUCUAGGAGUUACUAUUACUGUAAAUAUAAACCUAAAGAUGUCCUAAGAACAUGAUCAAGUUGCAAUAGCAAACUACAUCAUUUGUUACUCAGAAUUCCAGAAACUUUUCUGGAAUACAUACAAUUUAUCUGCAAGAGCUUACUGCUUUGGGUGCUCUGACAUCUGAUCUGUUACAAAAAGAAAAAUAUAGAAACUUCUGCUAUCCAAAAUAAAGAUCUGACAGCCCAAAAGCUAAAAAGCAUGACAAAAUAUGAGAACUUACAAAGCACCCACGUACUCUUUUAGCACAAAAAGAGAAAGAACCAAAUAACAUAUUACAGAUUCGAGUGUUUAGCUAAAAUCAAGUUCAUCACAAGCACGGAUCAAUGCUCCCUAAGUCGAUACUUUGUUUGUUUUUUACCAGUUCAGGAGACUGGAGGCGAAAUCGGAGGAACAUAUGGAGCUUUCAAAUCAAUCGAUAGAGCCUAGACCCAAAAACUAUAAGCGAUGGCUACGUAUAGGUUUGUAUACACUCUUUGUGGUUUCUGGUCAGUCAAUUGCUACAAUGUUGGGAAGACUGUACUUUGACAAAGGUGGAAAGAGCCAAUGGUUGGCAACACUUAUGCAACUGGCAGGCUUCCCAAUUAUCAUUCUUUACUAUUUCUUCACUAAAAAUUCAACUGCAACAAGUACUAACACAAGACCACCAUCAAUCCUGAUUCUUGCAUCAGUUUAUGUCUGCCUUGGCCUGCUUGUAGCUAUAUACUGCUUGCUGUUCUCAACUGGAUUGCGAUACCUUCCAGUGUCUACAUAUUCCCUCAUUUCUGUAUCCCAGUUAGCUUUCAAUGCUUUCUUCUCCUAUUUUCUCAAUUCACAAAAGUUCACUCCUUUCAUAGUCAAUUCUCUGAUCCUUCUCACCAUCUCUUCCAUCCUCCUGGUGUCUCAUGAAGACUCUUCAACUCCCAAGGGAGUCUCGAGACGAAAGCAUGUAAUCGGAUUCAUAUGCACCAUUCUUGCAUCUGCGGUGAAUGGAUUUGAACUCUCUUUGGCACAGUUCUGCUUUCGGAAGGUCAUAAAAAGGGAUGCAUUUUCAGCAGUCAUGGAUAUGAUAGUCUAUCAGUCAAUAGUAGCAGCAAGUGCAAUACUGGUGGGACUUUUUGUUAGUGGAGAAUGGAAAGGUCUAAAGGGAGAAAUGGAAGAAUUUGAACUAGGAAAGUUAUCAUAUAUGAUGGUUUUAGUUUGGAUAUGUGUAUUCUGGCAAGGUUUUGCUAUUGGAAGCACAGCACUGAUUUUUGAGUUGUCUUCUUUAUUCGCCAACUCCGUAACUGUUUUCGCGUUGCCUGUGGUUCCGAUUCUUGCUGUUAUCUUUUUUCCUGACAAAAUGGAUUGUAUAAAGGUAGUUGCCAUGUUUUUGGCUCUCUGGGGCUUUCUUUCAUAUGCCUACCUGCAUUAUCUAGAUAGCCAUGAGUCUGAAAGUGAACAGAAAAACAUAGAUGUCAAUAAUCAAGCUUUAAGAGCUUCCUCUGGUUGAAGACAUGAGCUUCAUGGCGUAUCAAAGAUUUGUAGCAAAGAAAACAAUGAUACUAAUUUACUGCCAUUUCUUAGCAGAGUGUAAGAUAUCAAGAUGUACCGAAUAAAAUAAAAUGGUCAAAUCAAUCCACUAAUUGCAUGAUCUUGACUGAUGCCUUUGAUAAUGCUUAUGAUUUUCCUGUUGUCUGAAGCUGUAAAUAUUGCAAAUAAUGUAGUAAUUAUUGAUUGCAAACUAAUUGACCUUGAUAAAGCCAUGCCUGGAUCAGCCAUAUUCUUCAAAAUUGCCUGUAAUUCCAGUAAUAUCAGUCACCGCGGACCCAUCAAAUUCAAACAUGCACAUGAUUCAUGUCUGCACAAAUCCUAUGGCCAUAUACCCAUCAUCAUCAUCAUCAUCAGCCACAUCCAAUUUGUGUCGUUACAAACAAUCGUGCUUCAUAUGGAUGGAAGGAUUCUUUUCUUUCAGGGCAAUGAAGAGAACUUGCAUUGCCAUCCACAAUUAGCUGGUAUAUAUAUUUACAUUCUUUUUUCGUUUUAAACUCUCCUCCCUCUCUCCUCCUUCCUCCCUGCCUGGCUGGCUGCUUUUGAAACUUCCUCGACUUUGAUGUGGGAAAACCUCAAGAACUGCUACUCCACAUCAUUGGUAAGUCAGCUCGCUACAACACAGAUGAAGAUCAGGGAAGCAAACUACAAAAUUUAUUUUAUGGUUUUAUCAUUUUUUUUCUCUUUUCUGUACUAUUUUUUAGUAAGACAUUUUUUUUAUUCAUUUUCUUUGUCAAAUUGCAGCAACUAAGCCAUGUCUCUGGUAUCAUCUCUAGCCCUAUUGUUUUAGGUCCCAAAAUCAA
Durio zibethinus is the source of this 3301-nucleotide messenger RNA. The record is from RefSeq and is a predicted model, not a curated record. NCBI's taxonomy places the organism in Eukaryota, Viridiplantae, Streptophyta, Magnoliopsida, Malvales, Malvaceae.